GGUUCCUCAAGAGUAUUAGUUUUUACUAAUAAAUGGGGCGAGGAUAUAAAAAUGAACGUUACGAUCUAGCAUGCCAUUGCUACAGUUCAAGCUAGCAUUCCAGUCAAAGUUGGAGACAGAUAGCAGAGAUAGGAUAACCCCAAAGAUGAAGUAUGAACUACGUAAUGUUCUUCUAAACUACUAAAUGUUAAGGUAUACAAAGCGAAAAGCAAGACCAAAAAGAAGACCUUGCUUGAUACAUACCAAAAAAAAAAAAGCAAAAAGAAAUGCAUCAUCCGUGAAUCGAACACGGGCCUCAUCGAUGGCAACGAUGAAUUCUACCACUAGACCAAUGAUGCUGUUCUUGUUAAAGAGUCAAUCAUCUUUUUGCUUUAUGUGGGGAAAAAGAAGGGAAAAAAAGAGUGCAGAAUUUGUCUGCGACGGCCCGAGAAACCACGCUAUCACCUAAUUGGGUAAGGCGAUCAUUACGGAGUUGCCCAAUUCGGAUCCCGGUUCUCCUGUUCACAGUUCAUUCUUAUCCGUCCUCA
Molecule: messenger RNA, 527 nt
Organism: Aspergillus wentii DTO 134E9
Lineage: Eukaryota; Fungi; Ascomycota; Eurotiomycetes; Eurotiales; Aspergillaceae
Exons: 1
Coding region: 185-448 (87 amino acids)
Source: RefSeq, a predicted model, not a curated record